Molecule: messenger RNA, 1944 nt
Organism: Schistosoma guineensis
Lineage: Eukaryota; Metazoa; Platyhelminthes; Trematoda; Strigeidida; Schistosomatidae
Source: the annotation of a GenBank genome assembly
AUGUCUUAUCAGUCUCCACUUCACAAUGGAGCUAGUAAGAGGAGUGCUUAUCUUGGAAAAGAUGGUUUACCAAAUCUGGACUCAUUAAAGAUCCAGUCCAAGGACUCAAAUGUUGAUAGAGAAUUUAAAAUUGACUCAGGAGCUCACGUUAACGGUUUAGCUACGGCACUUGCAAAUGGAAUUUCUUCUGUUGAGGGUUACGUUGGUUACUCCAACUUACCUAACCAGAUUUAUCGGAAAGCUGUUCGCAAGGGGUUUGAAUUCAACAUCCUUGUUGUUGGAGAAUCAGGCGUUGGAAAGUCCACGUUCGUGAAUUCACUGUUUCUCAGUGAAGUUUACAACACUGAUCACCCUGGCCCAUCUAAACGUCAGAGAAAAACUACUUGUGUUCAGUCACACACAGUUAUACUUAAAGAAAAUGGUGUUUAUCUAAAGCUCAAUUUGAUCGAUACUCCAGGGUUCGGCGACUGUAUAGAUAAUACUAACUGUUGGCAACCGGUUCUGGAUUAUAUUAUUUCGCGCUUCGAUGAUUACAUUUCUGGAGAGAGCCGAGUCAAUCGUCCGUGUCAGAGCAUCCCAGAUCAGCGUAUCCAUGCAUGUAUUUAUUUUAUUGCUCCGACAGGACAUUCACUGAAACCAUUGGAUCUAGAAUUCCUGUCACGCAUACAAGAUAAGGUUAACGUAAUUCCCGUGAUCGCUAAAGCUGACACAUUGACUCCAGAAGAAUGUCGUGAAUUCAAGAAAACAAUACUAAGUGACUUAGCAUCUAGAAAGAUACGCGUAUUCGAGUUUAUCGACCCACCUGAAUGCUCAGAUCGGAGCAACGAUGAGGAAUUAGUUAAACUACGACGACUACGUGAUAGGGUUCCCUUUGCUAUUGUCGGAGCUAAUACACUGAUUACUAAUAAUGCUGGAGUUCGUGUUCGAGCACGCUCUUAUCCUUGGGGUAUCGUCGAGGUUGAAAACAUGGAUCAUAAUGAUUUUGCUGCCAUACGGUAUCUUUUGUUAAGCGUUUACAUGCAGGAAUUACGUGAUGUGACUCAUAAUGUUCAUUAUGAAAAUUAUCGAAAUGCCAAACUUUCAGGCAUUGCUUUGGAGAGCCACUUUCAAACACGUGAUGGUAAAGAUCCAAUGGCUCUCAUGGAAGCUGAGAAAAAAGAACAUGAAGCCAAAAUGCGUAAAAUGGAAGCAGAAAUGGAAGCUGUAUUCGACCAGAAAGUUGAAGAAAAAAAUCAGAAACUUCGUGAACUAGAAUCUGAUUUAAUGCGACGUGUAGAGCAAAUGAGAGAACAAUUAAAAGCCCAAGAAUUAGAACAAGAAGCUGCUCGACGUGCAUUUGAAUUAGAACGUCAAAAUUGGGAAGAAAAUUGGCGUGAAUGGGAUAUUGGUGCAGAGAUUGGGACAAAUGGUCCAACACUAGGCCUUGGUGAACGAGUUAUGAAUGAGAGACGAAUAAAAAUUGACCGGUAUUCCAUAGGUAAUCCAAUAAACUUUCGACACAUUGCACACAUGGGUAGCUCAGAAAUAUCAGAUAAUAAUGCAUGCAAUUCUUUUGGUCUCCUCGACCAACAAUCUCUACCAGUGCACUUAAAAUUGAUUGACUUACCUAAUCUUUCAAGUAACAACAACACUUCAGUAUCAUGUGGUCCUUUAACUCCGUCAAGUUUAUGUGUCAGUUCUACAGUUUCAUUUACUUUUACCACUCAAUCACCAAUGUCAACAACUAUAGCAAAGUCAACCAAAAGGAACUCGCUUUUGGAUCCUAAUUCUGUGUUACAUGAGCCUUGUAAAACAACUCACGUUGUUAUGCGCCAUUCAACUCACUUGAGCAAUCUAAAGCCAGAAUCACCUCGUCUCGAUCUCAGUUUGCCGUUGCCUCCACCACCACCUCCCCCUCCUCCUGUUAAUCCUGCUAAUCUUCGUUCUAUGUUACAGUCAUCUUAA